AUGGCGAGAUCUAUUUUUUGUUUGGGGUUCAAGAGAAAAGAGAGGAACCACCACCCAAUGGUGCUUUUACGAAAGCACGGUCACCGGUGGCUAAUACCUUCUCGACACUAUCGAACCAGAAAUCCACUCUCAAUCGUUCUUUUUAGCGGGGAGGCAUUUUUUUCGUAUCCUGGGCUUAGGUUAAGGAGGGCAAAAAGUGCCCUAUCUGCGGGGGGCAGCGCCAGUUGUUUGUUUUCAAGUCAAGCCCCGUAUCCCUAUCUCUUUUUAGGUUGGCAUAACAAAGAAAGAGAGUGCCAAGAAACAACACAUACCCCCCCGCUUUUGGAAGGUUCGGGAUCGUCAGGGAGCCCCUAUAGACGUAAAGACUUGACUUCACUGAACCGGCACUACUAUUUGUCGGCUCCUACCACUCGUCCCUCGUCUGCUCGUCGAGCGCGUCCCUGGCCCUUGCUCGUCUCUAGUAGCUGA
Messenger RNA from Prunus armeniaca (apricot), 468 nucleotides. NCBI's taxonomy places the organism in Eukaryota, Viridiplantae, Streptophyta, Magnoliopsida, Rosales, Rosaceae. The record is from the annotation of a GenBank genome assembly.